CCCAUUGUUCCGCCGACUCUCGACCGUGCAACACGCAUCACUUCGCGCUCUUCGAUAAUACAGUGUUUCUCCGAGUGUUCGCGCGUUUUGUAGUGAGUUUGAUUUAUUAUUUUGUGGAAACCUUUGUGGAUUUUUAAUAUGUGUUCCGGUUUUCUUUAAUUAUGAACGUAGAGCCACCUUUAUUCUUGAUAUCUGAUCCAGUUAAAAAGCGCAGGAAGAAAAAGCAACGCAAGAGAUAUAAGCGUGGGGGUGUGAAAUGUCGAGAACAGGAGCGAAGAUCACUCGUGCGUCGGCAGUUUCUUUCGGCCUGGAUCGAUGCCGCGAAUCCUUUGUCGUCGUCGUUCUCUGGUGAUCCUCCCGUCGUCGAUUUUACGUUAUCCGAAAAGGAUACCACAGGGCUUCCACCGUGUCCGCCUUCUGUCGAAUUUCUCAUCACCGACGAGUGUGUGAAAGUUCGUCGGCCCGAGGAGAUUCCCGCUGAGAUUUUAGAUGCUCACAUACGUCAUCAUCUUUCCGGCCAGGGAGGAAUUUCGCCCAUUGUACGUCUCUGGUGUAUGAACAUGUUCCGUCAGAUAUAUCCCGAGGAAAGUUUCCCUGAUGUUCCUUGUUUCGAUUUCGAUUUUAUUUCAUAAUGUACAUUCGCGUAUCUUAUAUAUAUUUGUUAAAGCAACGCUAUACAACAUUUUAUUAAAUACAAAAUUUAUUUAGAACAGAAUAACUAUUUCAUGUUAUAUAUAACAUAAUAACUUGAAAUGUUAACGAAUAGCGCUCUAUUCUCAUAUACUUUUCAAACAGGAAUGAAUUCGUUUUAUUGCACAUUUGUUGAUUCAACACAUAGGCGAUGCGUUCAUCUCAUGGCUCUUUCAUUCCUCGCUCGUACAAUACAGAUGUACAUACAUCUAUUUUCUAACACGGCUCCUUGUCUAAAUUUUUCAUAUUUUUCUUCGCAUAAAGACUUUGUGAAUAUGUCCGCAAUAUCCUCGUUAGAUCAUUUUGAUUGCAUCCAUUGCAUUUUCUUCUACAUACUCAUGUACAUAAUGAUAAUGAAUUUCUAUAUGUUUCGAAUUUUUCCUCAAACUUUCACAUUUCGCUAUACUAAUAGUUCCGAAAUUAUCUUCGUGAAUCUUUAUUGGCUUAUCUAUCCUUACAUUAAAUGUUUCAACCACCUCCUUUAUAAAUAUUGAUUCAUCAACUGCUUCUGAUAAUGCCAAGUAUUCGGCAAACGUCGAAGCUUUUGUUACACAUUUUUGUUUUUUUUUGAUUUCCAAUGAAUUACAUUACCAUAUAAUCGAAUUACUUAACCAGUGGCAGACUUCCUAUCGAUAAUAUCACCUACAUCGUCCUUUUCAAUUUUCAAAUUCGUUUCCAGAGGUGUAUUAUAUAAUUUACUAUAUCGCAACUUAUACUUCCUUAUUAAUGACUUAAUAUAUUUCGUCUGACAUCGCUUCGUUUCAUUUCAUUUCAUUUUUAUAACAAUCAUAUUCAACGUUAAUUUCUAAAUAUUCUUUUAUUUCACCUGUAUCUUUCAUUUCAAAUUUAUCAGAUAAAAGUUUCUUUGUCUGUCGUACUUUCUCUUUGCUCAUGCUACAAAUCAAUAAAUCAUCUACAUAUACGAGUAAAUAAACAAUAUUUAUUCCUUUCUUAAAAGUAUAUAGGUUGUAAUCUAUGUUACUUUUUCUAAAUACUAAAUUUAUCAGAAAUUUAUUUAAACAUUCGUACCAAGCUCUCGGACUCUCUCUUAAAUCAUAUAAUGCCUUUUCCAGUUCCAGUUACAUACACUAUUCGUACCAUCUUUGUAUCCUUUCGGUUAAUUGACGUAUGUUUCAGAGAUUACUUUACCAUUUAAGAAUACAGUUUCUACAUUUAUUUGUUCAAUAACUAGGCCCAUUUUACAACAAUGAGAUAAUAAUAUCUUUAACGUCUGCCUUUUUUGCUACAGGAGAGUAUAUAUCAUUAAUUGCAUCUGUUUUUAACGUAGCUUUAUAUCUACCAUCUGAUUUUCUUGUGUAAAUCCACUUUACAUCCUUGUAUCAUCAACUAAUUUCCACGUUUUAUUUUUACUUAGAUAUUUUAUUUCUUUAUCCAUAGCCUUUUUACAGAGUGUCAUUACUUUCAAUCGCCUCCUCAAAUGUAAAAGGAGUAUCUACUAUCACUACAAUAAUUUAUCUUAAUAAUAAUAUUUAAUAAUUUAUCUAAUUGGUUCUUUCCUUUCGCGUUUUGAUUUACGUGGUAUACUCUCAAAAUUGGUCUCACAUUCCGAAUCAUUUUUAUUUUCUUUAACUUUUCUUUGUUCAAUUUCAUCAACGCUUUCGGAGCUAUCAUCCGACAAUUUGUCAUUUACGCAAUCAUUGUUUUCUUCGUCUGAUUCAUCUAAACCGAUACAUUUUACAUUUUUUCUGCGAUGUCAACAUGUCUCGCAACUAUUAUUUUAUUAUUUAUAAGAGCUCUGUAACCGAUCCCAUUGUCACCCCCCGUAGUAAAAUUCCCAUAUCUGCCUUUCUUUCAAAUUUAGAAAUUCUUUUCUGUUCUGGUCUUCUCACAAAAAUUUUGCUUCCAUAUAAACGUUAAUUUGUAACAUUUGGUUUUCUUCUGAAAAAUAUCUCAUAAGGUGUUUUUUUUUUUACUAUAGUAUUUGCUAACGUGCGAUUUGAAAAAUCGCACGUUAUUUCCGGCCAAUAUCGUUCGUGUACUUGUGCUUCUGCUAAUAAAUAACGCGCCAAGCCCAUUAUUGUUUUACUAAAUCGUUCCGCGGUUCCAUUUAAUUCGUGUACAUAAGCAAUACGUACAUAUUAUUAAUAGCUAUGGCCGUUUCUUUGGCAAAAUUAGAAAUAUUCUUUCCCGCUCUGGCAUCUCUAAAAUUUAAUCCUUUUAGCUGUUAAAUUCUCACUUUCAUUUACAAAUUGAACUACGUAAUCAAAAACUGCUUUAGACUUUAUGCAAUAAAUCUUUGCAACUUUACUGUAAUUUUCAAUGAAGAAGACAAAAUACAUUUCCCCGUUUAUACCGAUUGUUGUAAAAUUACCACACAUGUCAGUAUGAACUAUUUCUAGAAUAUCUUUGGCCCUCGUUCUACUAUUUUUGAAUGGCAAAUUAUGCAUUUUAUUUUCUAUGCACGUCUUAUAUUUCAUAAAUUCUGUUUCAAGUUCCAUUGGAAUAACCGUUAACAAUUGUUCUUUACGCAGAGUAUUUAAAUAGCUACAAUUUACAUGGUCUAAUAUUCUAUGCCACUUUUCUUUCCGACUCGUUAUUUUCACUAUUAGCAACAUUUAUCGAACGCUCUGUGCUCUUUAAUUUGCUUGUCAUUUUGUACGUUCUAUUUUGUUUAAAAGCUACAGCUGUAACCUUACCAUUUUUAUCUAUAUUUUUUCAUAAAUUUCCUUUAGAAACAAUCGUGUUAUUCUCAGUUAUCUUCCCGUAACUUAUUCAACUCGAAUGCAUAUUUUUCGCAUAAAACACAUUCUUCAUUACUAUCUCAUUUCUCUUACCAAACGUUUCAAAAUAACUAAUUACAUUUCCUACUUUCGUUGCUUUAACGACACUGUUAUCUCCUAAAUAUAUAUUUACGGGUUCUCUAAGUUUAAUGCAUUCAUCAAAAUUGAUUAUGUGAUCAGUACAACCGCUAUCUAAUAAUCAAUUUGCUUCAAUAUUAUUUAAACUAUUUGCAUCGCUGUUGUAUGCUGUAUGCUUUACCGUUGCCAACCAUGCGCUCGUUCAUGCGUUAUUCUGCUCAUCUUGAUUACGAAAGCUUCGCAAGUUUCCGCGCCCUCUGUUGUGGUAUCCUUUUCCGGCUCUGCCUAAGCCGCGACCACGUGUGGACCGCCGCCAAGAACCGGCGUUGUUUCCCGUUUGGCCAGUCUGACAAUCCCGUGCAAAAUUUUUUUUUUUUUUUUAUUAUAUUGUUUAUUUUUAAUUUUAUAAUUUGUCCAGUGGAACAUUAGGUAAAAUGUUAUAACAUGUGA
Bombus pyrosoma is the source of this 3959-nucleotide messenger RNA. RefSeq lists its product as uncharacterized. Bases 162 to 632 code for a protein of 156 amino acids. The transcript is spliced from 2 exons. Lineage: Eukaryota; Metazoa; Arthropoda; Insecta; Hymenoptera; Apidae. The record is from RefSeq and is a predicted model, not a curated record.